GCAUUGGAGUUUGUCCUUUCCCUGCUGGCUGGAUUUUCAUUCCGUUUGACCUCCAGCAGCCGGCUGAAAGCCCUUCUCCAACCCGUCAGCAGCUGCCUUCGGGUGAAGGACAUCGGUGGGACAGCGGGGACUGGGACGUGCACGGGGGCAGGACAUUGCCUGGAGCUCGGAGAGCCCCGAGGACGGGCGGGCAGCGAGGCGGGAGGAGGCCGCAGCCGCCAGCCCGGCGAGCCCCCCUCGCACUCUCCCAGCAGUCGCGGAGCACCUGCGGCUGCGGGCGGGUCACAGCCUUAGCUCCCCGGGGCGGCGCGCCGGCUGCGCCGUGUCCCCGGAGUGUCCUCCGCUGCCCAGCUCCUCCCGGUGCGGCGGAGCGGCCGCAGCUCCCGCGGGAUGGCGGCGGGGCUGUGCCUGUGGCUGUGGCUGAGCGCGGCGGCGGCGGCGGAGCUGCGGCUGACCCUGCUGCACACCAACGACGUGCACGGGCGGGUGGAGGCGCAGGGCGAGGGCCCGCGGCGCUGCGAGGCGGCAGCACCGGGAUGCUUCGGCGGCGUGGCGCGGAGAGCGGCGCGGGUGGCGGCGGAGCGGGCCGCGCACCGCAAUGUGCUGCUGCUGGACGCCGGGGACCAGUACCAGGGCACCGUGUGGUUCUCCCGCUUCAAGGGCCGGGAGGCGGUCCACUUCAUGAACCUCCUGCGCUACGAUGCCAUGGCUUUGGGUAACCAUGAGUUUGACGAAGGUGUGAGUGGAUUAUUGGAUCCUCUUCUUAAAAAUGCGAAUUUUACAGUCCUGAGUGCAAAUAUUAAAGGGAAAACUCCAUUAGCAAACGAAAUGAUGAAAUAUGUUCAUCCUUUUAAAAUAGUUCAUUUUGACUCAGAAUCAGUUGGAAUUGUGGGCUACACUACAAAGGAAACGUCUUUUCUUUCACAGCCAGGGGAUGAUGUAACCUUUGAAGAUGAAAUUGAAGCACUGCAACUGCAAGUGAAUAAACUUACUGCUAUGGGAGUGAACAAAAUAAUUGCACUAGGACAUUCUGGUUUUACCGUGGACCAAAAUAUUGCCCAAAAAGUGAAAGGAGUGGAUGUUGUGAUUGGAGGACAUACAAACACAUUUCUCUAUACAGGCACCCCACCCUCUACUGAAGUGCCAGCUGGCCCAUAUCCAUUCAUGGUUGAAUCAGAUGAUGGGAGGAAGGUGCCAGUUGUACAAGCUUAUGCUUAUGGAAAAUAUCUUGGUUACUUAAAUGUUACAUUUGACAAGAAAGGAAAUGUAGUUGAAGCAGUUGGAAACCCCAUUCUGCUGGACAGCAGCAUUCCUGAAGAUGAGCACAUUAAGGAAGAAGUGGAAAAAUGGAGAGAAAACCUGGGGAAUUUUUCUAAAGAGAUUGGAAAAACUAGUGUUUACCUGAAUGGUACAAGCCAAGCAUGCCGUUUCCAAGAAUGUAACAUGGGAAACUUGCUUUGUGAUGCUAUGCUCUAUGAGAAUGUUGGGAGUCCGGAUAAAAAGACAUGGAACCAUGUUUCAAUGUGCAUCCUGAAUGGAGGUGGGAUACGUUCACCCAUUGAUGAGCAGAGCACUAAUGGUAGCAUUACUGUGGAAGAUUUGCUGUCUGUUUUGCCAUUUGGAGGUCGUUUUGAUAUGGUGACAUUAAAAGGCUCCACACUGAAAGAAGCUUUUGAGCACAGUGUGAGGAGAUACGGAAAAGGAAGUGGAGAGCUGCUGCAGGUUGGAGGCAUCCACGUGGUCUAUGACCUCUCCAGAGCCCCAGGAAGCAGAGUUGUUAGUUUAGAAGUGCUUUGCACAGCCUGCCGAGUCCCAGCCUAUGUCCCACUCCAGAUGGAUGAAAUAUACAACGUGACUCUGCCAUCCUAUAUGUUAUUUGGAGGAGAUGGCUACAGUAUGCUGAAAGACAAGAAUUUGGGAUACAGUAAAGGUGAACCUGACAUCGAAGUUGUUUCCCGCUACCUCCAGAGAAUGAAGAGAGUUUACCCAGCAGUUGAAGGUCGAAUAAAAUUUUCUUCUGGAAGUCUUAUCGAAGCAAGUCUCUCCCUGAUCUCUGUAUUGUUCACUGUAACAUUCUUGCACACUUGAUUUUUUGUUUGGGGGAAAACAGGAAGCAAGAUGAUACUGAUGAAGCUGUGAGAGCUGUUGUCUUCUGUUACACCUUACAAUGAAUGAGCAGUGAGGUUGCUGCAUGUCAGCAGUGAGCAGCCCCCGGCAUUGUCUUUGACCUUGUGGUGCCACUGGAGCACUGUCUGCAGGGCAAGGGGACAGAAUCCAUGGCUUCUCUUGGUCAGAAUCAGCAGGUACCUGAAACAGGUCUCAAAAGCAAAGUUCCAGUGAAUACUUACUGCUCAAUCAUAAAACAAUGACAGACUGAAAUGAGGUAUUAUAAAUUGUCAAAUUCUUUUACCUGCGAUAGACAGUGAACCUGAUUCCAGAUGUUAAUAAGCUUCUAGAAAUGGAUUUUUUAUAGAUGUAUAUUCCCUUCUUUUAUCUCCACUCAGGGUUAAGGUAUUCAGUCUAAUAUCUCUACUUUGCUUCCAGUCAUUUAUCAUACCUACAUGAAUGCCUGAAAGAGCUGGAUUAAACUCAGAGCCAUUAAAAUCAUGAGGUCUAUUUGAUAUGCAAUUUUAAAGUUUUUGUUUUACUUUUGAAAAAGAAAUAUCACUUAUACUUAUAUUUUCCAAUAAUAAAGGAUGCAAUGAAAGCUUGACUUGAUUUUGAUCAAUUUUAAUAAAUUGAGUAUUUUUCACUCUUGAAUAUUCUUUACCAGUUUGGGGGAUUGUAUCUAGAGUGAGAACAGAAUCUGUGACUGUAUUUCAUAUAAACAUGUCAAUUUUAUACCUCUUCCAAAGAACAAUGCACAGGACUGCUGCCCGUCACUCUGUAUUAGCAACAUUCCAUGAAAAUAGAUACAGGCAUUGAUCCUGCAGCACUUUUGGCAUCCUUUGGAAAUAGUCAGGUAAUGGGGCUUUUUACAGCAUGACCUGGUUUUAUGAUAACUGUGAUUAUACCUCUUCUAUGGGAAGGCUGUGUUUAAAAAAAUAGUUGUAAGAGACAGGCUAAUGGGUAUGAAAUCAGAUUAAAAGCUAAAUGUACAUUGCUGAUGCUUUAUCAAGAAAAUAAGGGAAAAAAUAUUUUUCUAAGAUUACUGGGAAUUUUGACAUCAACAUGUUUGGAUUGUUUAAUCUGUUUUAAACUGAUUGUAAGUGUUUUGAAUAAACCUGAUCUGUUUUCCUGGAAAGCUCACUACACUCUUUUUCAACACUGAAGCUCUUUCAUUCCCUGCACCUGUAGAUUUCAAGGAGAAAGUGCAUUAAGAUAAACAUUCAGUAUGUUGAAAUUUAAAGACUCUAUUAAUUUCUAUAUCCAUUCAAGGAUUUAAGCCUGAAGGGCUCUGGACUACACUGCUGCAUUAGGUAAGGGGUGCUAAGAACAGGGAGACAAACGAUGACUGCCCUUGACACACUACGAGUCAUGCCCUGGCACUGAUGAUUUGUCACUCCCUAAAUUGUUAAUUAAAAGAAUGGUCAUCACAUAUCAACAUCAAACCAGUAACAGGGAAGGCACUGAUGGACGGAGUUGUACCUGAACUCCAAUUUUCAGAGCUGCAACCACUGCUUUGGCAGAGCCAGAAAGGAGGGAAGUAGCACUUUCACCUUCCUUUGGCAAACAGAAGGGAAAGAUUUGCCAUAGUAAUACAGACAAAUUAUACUGCCAAAGAACACCCAUGCUGCAUUAGAUUGGUUUGUAAAAAAGAGAAAAUGGGUGUUUGAAACAAAAAACUGAGGAAAGCUAUUAAGGCAGGCAUUACUUUAGUAUGUAUUUAUGUAUUGUUCUGUGAGUAAAACUUGUUAAAAAUCCACUCAUAAAAGGCUUUUUCAAAAUCUUUUAUAAAGGCUGGACCAGCAAAUUAAGAUUUACAGAGAAAAAUCUUCCACACAUUUUUAUAUGAAUGAAUUUUUAUAAAAUGCUGUGAACAGGCUAACAUCCUCUUUUCUAAGCCUGUAAAGAGGAUGUCAGAAAAAAACCCACAAAACCAGAUAAGAAACUGCAGAAAAAUAAAGGCAAAGUUAAAAGUCAAAACCACUUCUCACAUCUGUUAUUAUUUUAAGAGCGCUUUAGAUUUGAAGAUCAGGUAUUAAAAAGACUAAAUUACAAAUGUGAUUUUCCAUGGUCACAGUAAGAUGAAGGCUGAAGACAGUUCUGAGAUUAAUUACUUGUAUUCAAUAGAUUCAAUCAUAUGCUUCUGUUGUAAAAAAAAAAAAGGAUUUGUUAAGACAUUUUAAAAUAAUGGGAGUAUUCUACAAAUUUUCUACGUAUCCUUUCAGGAAGACACCCAGUAAUUGUUCU
Molecule: messenger RNA, 4353 nt
Organism: Poecile atricapillus (Black-capped chickadee)
Lineage: Eukaryota; Metazoa; Chordata; Aves; Passeriformes; Paridae
Gene: NT5E
Product: 5'-nucleotidase ecto
Exons: 9
Coding region: 391-2088 (565 amino acids)
Biological process (GO): AMP catabolic process
Cellular component (GO): plasma membrane
Molecular function (GO): 5'-nucleotidase activity; metal ion binding; nucleotide binding
Source: RefSeq, a predicted model, not a curated record